AUGUUUGGUCACUUUGCUUCUGAGGCCCAGUCGAGGUCUCAGGCACCAAGUGACGAUAAUGGCCAAGUCUACCCCGAGGACGACCUCAACCCUUCCACGCCUCCACAGCCAGGAACACACUCCCAACACCACCGGCCAUGGCAUACCUCCAACUCUACCCUCAUUACCGACGACAGCUUCACAAGCGGACAGCAAGCCGAAUCGCACCGACAACGGACGGCGAGCAUGGACGUCCUGACGCAUAAGCUUAGCAACUCGCAUCUGCGUCUUGGAGACAGUGUCCCGCCUCCUUUGUAUCGGUAUCCGACGUCUGCUUGUUCCUCAGUGACUUCUUUAGACCAACCUACCGACCCGAGAAUGGAAAUGGACCCAUGUUGCCAGAAGUUAUCGUCAUAUGUGCCAAGUCUGCUCGCUGCAACCUCGUCUACAUCGUCGGCUGCAGAACCUGAUCAUCCCAGACAUUCACAUAAUUUCAAGCAGGACGUCAGGCGAUUACGACGGCAGCCCUCAUCGCUCUUUCUCAACGAGUCAGGAGGCAACAGCGCAAUCCAAACUCGCGUUGAAGGGAUGAUAUCGACUGGCACCCAAUGCAAUGUGUACACCCCGCCUUUAGUACCUGUCGCUCCCAUUGAGGCCGACGACAACGACGGCCUGGACUAUGGAGUGGGAGCAACCGGUCUAGAAAUUGAUGAGGGCGCUGGUGACGACGAUGAGUCCGGUAUUCCCUUUUUAGACAAGCUCUUAUCAUCACGUCGUGCAAGCGGGACAGUUGGCAUCAGAAAGAAUGGCUUCCCACUCUAUCGAUCAUCGACCGACACGGCUCUUCGCUGUCAAAAUCUUGUUCGAAACAAGCCGAGAAUGAGGCGUCGCAAAGCAAGGCAAAAACCUCCUUCUCCUACGAUGUCUGCGGGGGAGGCUUCCUCUGGAGCCUGA
This is a messenger RNA of Diaporthe amygdali, 933 nucleotides long. RefSeq lists its product as uncharacterized. The coding region runs from base 1 to 933 and encodes 310 amino acids. Lineage: Eukaryota; Fungi; Ascomycota; Sordariomycetes; Diaporthales; Diaporthaceae. The record is from RefSeq and is a predicted model, not a curated record. The transcript has a single exon.